UCUUUAUCAGCCUGCCUCUGCUACUUCAGGACAGCACACGGGUGUGUGUGGUUCUCGCUGUGUCCCCAAACCAAACCACACCAAAGCUUCGUUAGGUUCUGCAAGAACGCCUCUUCUCUCGGUACUCAACAAUCUCUGACUGAGUGAAAUGGUCUCUAUUUCUCUGACAUUCAAUUUGAAAGGUACAGAAGAACACGAAGGUUUAUAGACUGAACCCUGCUAUUUCCUAGUACUUGACUGGAUGACCUCCCCAUGCCUUUAUUAGAUAUUGCUACUGCACAGCCUUCAUUGCGAAAUUAUAUAUAUACAUUUAGGUCUGAAACCCUCUUUCAUGGUAAAUUUGUUUUUGGAAAUGAGAAGAGAUUGGCGGCAUCUUCAUGGAGAACGUUCCGUAUACCGGAAAAAUUUAAAAACUUCAACUUGGGUGGCAUUGACGGAUCCAGGGGUGAGCUAGUCAUCAAGGCAGUUGCUACUUUAGAACAUAUACAACUAGCCAGGGGCAAUGACAAAGAUGAGGCUUACCAGAACUUACCAAUUGGUGUCAAUUCAGGUAGUAGUUCCCAAGUGGUUGAGCAUCAAUCUUCAAGUGAAGACUCAACAGAAUUGGAUGAGAGAGAGAAGUUGAGACGGAUGAGGAUUUCCAAAGCAAAUAAAGGGAACACACCUUGGAAUAAAGGCAGGAAGCACAGUCCAGAAACCCUACAACGGAUCAAGGAGAGAACCAGGCUUGCUAUGCAGGAUCCUAAGGUCAAAAUGAAGUUGGUGAAUCUGGGACAUGCUCAGAGCAAAGAAACAAGGUUUAAGAUUGGAGUUGGAGUGCGAUUGGGUUGGGAAAGGCGACGUGGGAAGCAAAGGGUGCAGGAAACUUGCCACUUUGAGUGGCAGAAUUUAAUUGCAGAAGCUUCCAGAAGAGGUUUUGUUGGUGAGGAAGAGCUGCAGUGGGACUCCUACAAGAUCUUGGAUGAACAGCUUGAGCAGGAAUGGUUAGAGAGUGUUGAAGAAAGGAAGAAAAUGCCCCGGCCUAAAUGUAGUAAGAGAGCACCGAAGUCAGCUGAGCAGAGGAGGAAAAUUUCAGAGGCCAUUGCUGCCAAAUGGGCUGACCCUGCAUACCGUGAUCGGGUUUACUCUGGCCUAUCAAAAUAUCAUGGCACUCCUAUUGGAGUUGAAAGAAAGCUGAAGAGAAGGCCUAGUGGUGAUAGAGAGCUCAGAAAGAAGAGCCCUGUAACAAAGAGAGGUAAUGAUAUGAAUGAUUCUGCAGGGAGUGAAACCAAAAGCGAAAAUCUACAACCUAGGUUGAAGAGAGCGAAUGCCCCCAUGUAUAAGGACCCUCUGUCAAAUUCCAAGCUAGAGAUGAUAAAAAAUAUCAGAGCGCAGAGAGCAGCUACAGAAACCAAGAAAUCUGAGGCCAUCACUAGAGCAAAACAAUUGAUUGCUGAAGCUGAGAAAGCUGCAAAGGCCCUUGAGGUAGCUGCAACAAGGAGCCCUCUUGCUCAUGCUUCACUCAUCGAAACCAGGAAGCUUAUAGCUGAAGCAGUUGAAUCCAUUGAAUCCAUAGAGUCUGGAGGGGUGAAUUCUGAUGAGGAAAAUAGGUCCUCUGGCUUCACCUCAUCUGGACGGGUAAACCAUGUUGAGGAGAGAAAAUAUGGGAAAAUUAAAGGUCUCAGCCAAGCAGAUCAUAGGGAAGUAAACGGAACCUACACCAUAUCAUCAACUCAAGGUGGCAUUAUGGACUUCAAUUUCAGUAACUUCACCUUGGAAGAUAUUCUGAAUGGUAAAAAUGUUCUACCAAAGAGCUCUGAUAACUAUGGUUUAUUGAAUGGUAAGGAGGAGCUUUAUUCAACAAGCUCCAGUGAUAAUGGGUUGCUUAUGUCGUCAUUGGAUGGUAUGAUAAACCAUUCCAGCUUCACGAAGCAAACUGACCACCCUGAGCCAAAUGGGAGCAAGAGACAUGAACAGAAGCUCCUGCCAAAUGGAACAAAAUCUCAAUCAGGCAAAGAGGAAACACCAAAUAACUCGGUAACCAUGACCAAGAAAUGGGUUUGUGGUAGGCUUGUUGAUGAUAUAUUGUAGACUUGAUGCUAAUUGUCAUUUCAGCUAUUGACUGGUAUGGAUCACAUCUGUUGCGACCAAAGAGUGUCAUAAUGUUACUCUUAGCAAUAAGUUACUGUAGUUGGCAUUUUACUUUACAUUUGCUGCGGAUUAUAUGUACUAAACUGAAUAAUAACCAUGGUUGUACGAAUUUUGUUUCUAGGAAUGUAUCAGUAAUAGUGCAGGCAUUACUGUUCUAUGUGCUUCUCUAUUGAAGUUAUUAAUGAAAGAGCCCAGUCUUUU
This is a messenger RNA of Ilex paraguariensis (yerba mate), 2331 nucleotides long. NCBI's taxonomy places the organism in Eukaryota, Viridiplantae, Streptophyta, Magnoliopsida, Aquifoliales, Aquifoliaceae. The record is from the annotation of a GenBank genome assembly.